AUGGGCGACAUCAGCGCUGACUCAACUGAAGGAAAUGGGAAUCACUUCUGGAGCAGGCCCUUCACGGUGCAGCCAGACGAGCCAGUCUCGUCAGCGUACAUGCAGAAAUACAGCUCUACUCCUCUUGGGCCAUACUUCUGGGGUGCUGAGCACACUUCAGGCAAGACAAAGCCUUUCCCGAGCCACAGUGGGAACGUCGAGGCAAGGAAGCUUGUUGGAGAUGGAGGCGUGGACGCCUGCAGCAGAGUCAUCGACGAGGCGUUAGCAGCCAUGACCAGGAUAUUUAACAGCAUCGAUUAUCCAGACCCCGACUCGCGGAUCGGUCUUGUCAAGCUGCGUCUGUCAUCAGAGAUGUCGGAAUGGAAGCGGAAGCAGCAAGGACAAGGAAGGGUCUUGCCAGCCAAGGGAAAGGGCAUCCAGCGCGCGUCCGACAAAGUUAUUGACUUGGUGAACGGACAGGACUGGCCUCCACCUCUGUUAACAACCAACACCUUAUUUGGCGUUGGAUGGACGAGCCUUCUGAAUGGCGCAUACGACCCCCAAGUCCUAUACAGCAAUUUUUGUGUCGACAUGGCCUUCUACUAUGAGCAUGGCUUCAACCGCGUCUUUGCCGAGUUCGAGCCACUAUUCGAGGCAGCCUCGAAUGACCCUCACGCCCUGGGGACAUUCGGAGGACCCGAGAGACGUGAAGGUGCCAGGAUGGGGCUACGGUAUAUCCGCGGUAAGGUCGCGCUCGAACACAAGUACCUGCCCUACCUCUCUGGACUGUCUGCGAAGUUUGAUCGCAGAACAGCGCAAUGUAUAAUGUUUGGCGAAAGCAGCCUCAUGGGACUGGCAGCCGAAGCUGCCACACGCGGGCAUGACGCGGCCGCUACCAUGAGUGACUUGGUCUUCAGCUCACCGGGCACGGAUGUCGUCGAUGUCGGAAGUGAUAUAGGCAACAGCGAGGUCAUGAACAGUUUCCUCAAUACCGCGGAUAUCACGGAGACUGCAGGUGGCAUUGUGAGCGAGGACGUCCUCCGGACCGUCUACGACGCGUACAGCCACACAUGUGCCCGCAUGCUGACGGAGCGGUGGAACACGCCGUCAGCGGCCAUGAGCUCCCUGCUCAUCGUAUGGCACAUACAUAACGACCGACACUGGUUUCUGAGGAGAGCCGUCUUGGGCUACGAAAAGGUGCGCCGCGCGGGACCCAUCAUGCGCGAGGCGGACAUCGACGAAGCCUUUGACGACGACUACCACACCACGGGUUUCAGCCGGCCCCUCGAGAACGCCUGUGACGGUGCCGAGACGUGCGAUCAGGCAGCCGAGGUCAUCAAUGGCCAUGAGCGCCGCGAGAUGCUGCAGCUGCUCUGGGACCUCCUGGUGACAGGUCCGCUCGCGUACGUCAGGGCCGGAGUGGUCAACCCCGAAAGAGAGGUAGAACUCGGCCUCGACCUGCAUGAAGCACUGGCGCAGUGCUGGCACGACGGAUUAGUCUAUGAGAUGAACUGGCUCAUAAGUCAUGCGAGCUUCCAUUCCUGGCAAGUGAACUUUUUGAUGGAGGCUGCUAUGUGGGGAAGUUUCUUGGACGACGGGACCUUGGCGGGGAAGCUGGACAGGGCAUAG
Molecule: messenger RNA, 1608 nt
Organism: Diaporthe citri
Lineage: Eukaryota; Fungi; Ascomycota; Sordariomycetes; Diaporthales; Diaporthaceae
Exons: 2
Coding region: 1-1608 (535 amino acids)
Source: RefSeq, a predicted model, not a curated record